AUGGUGAGAAUCAAGCAACAAGCUUUCAAAUCGAGGUCACCCCCGAAGACCGACGAGUCACCGCCUGCUUUGCCACCCAAAUCGCCGCCAGUGUCACCAUCGGACGCCGCUAAAACGCCGCUCGCAACACCGCUGUCCUUAUCUCGGCCUGAAACCGAGCCGAACCCGGUGAACCCAUCGCCGUCAGCCGCCGCACAAUCGUCACCACCAAAGUCCCCGCCGGCCACUCCCUCAACAGCAACACAGAAACGAGCCCGGUCACACCAAACCAACCCCCGUCCACUUCAACCGAGUCACCGGCUGACGAUCCCACGCUGCCAGUCACCCGAACCCGAGCCUCACCGGAGGACUUGUGCCUAA
This is a messenger RNA of Striga asiatica, 360 nucleotides long. NCBI's taxonomy places the organism in Eukaryota, Viridiplantae, Streptophyta, Magnoliopsida, Lamiales, Orobanchaceae. The record is from the annotation of a GenBank genome assembly.